GUAAUUAUCAAUUAAAAAAGAUAAACAGAGGAGAGGAGAGGAGAAGGCGAUGCAACCCACAUCCGGCGGCGGCGGGCUGGCAAGGUUCCGUUCAGCUCCGGCGAGCUGGUUAGAAUCAGUUCUGUUGAAGGAAGAGGAAGAAGAAGAAGACCCCUUAAGCUUCACUCAACUGCUUUCCACUAUCGAUGAUGCUCCCUCUCAUUCUCAACACCAACUCUAUGGUACCGCUCUCUCAAACAAGGAUAAAACACCUGAAAUCUUCAUGUUAGAAGAUUCCGUUCCUUGCAGAGUGAGGGCUAAGCGUGGCUGUGCUACUCAUCCCAGGAGUAUUGCUGAAAGGGUUCGCAGGACUCGUAUCAGUGACCGCAUCAGAAAGCUGCAAGAACUUGUGCCAAACAUGGAUAAGCAAACAAAUACUGCAGAUAUGUUAGAUGAGGCUGUAGCGUAUGUCAAGUUUCUACAAAAGCAAAUUGAGGAACUGUCAGAGCACCAACGGAGGUGUAAAUGCGUGGUUCAAGAGUAAAUUGCUGAUUGUUCCAUGCAGUGCUUGGCUUUUUACGAUUUACUUAUGAAUUAUUAUCAGAAUUUUUUUAUGUUCUGAUGAAGAUCAACCAUACCACACUCUGGAUGCUAAUUAAAUUUAAUAUCUCCUGAUAACUUAAAAGAUGCAUAUAUUAUACAUGUUAGGGGUGACAUUGCCAAGUUCGAGACGAAUAAAUUACAAAUAGAAUUUUAACCUAGAGUGUUAUAAUUGUGUUGUAGUGUUGUACAACUCUUAAGAUACACAAAUCUGCCAAGUUAAUAGCUUCUUGGACUUAAGAUAUAUACAUAACCAUAUGUGUUAUUUUAUUACGUAAUA
This is a messenger RNA of Glycine soja, 859 nucleotides long. Its product is annotated as transcription factor bHLH80. The record is from RefSeq and is a predicted model, not a curated record. Gene Ontology annotation, cellular component: nucleus. Gene Ontology annotation, biological process: regulation of transcription by RNA polymerase II. NCBI's taxonomy places the organism in Eukaryota, Viridiplantae, Streptophyta, Magnoliopsida, Fabales, Fabaceae. The coding region runs from base 50 to 523 and encodes 157 amino acids. The transcript has 4 exons. Gene Ontology annotation, molecular function: DNA-binding transcription factor activity, RNA polymerase II-specific; protein dimerization activity; RNA polymerase II cis-regulatory region sequence-specific DNA binding.